AAUGCCACAGGCCGUCAGCUGCAGACAGCGCCGCCUGCGUGGACCUGCAGCUCAGGACGUGCGGUGACGCGCCCUACAACCACACCACCUUCCCCACCCCACUGGAGCACCGGUCGCGGGAGGCGGUGGAGGCCAGCUCAGAGUACAUCCUGCUCAGUGUCCUGCACCACCUCCUGGAGGGCCAGUGCAACCCCGACCUGCGGCUGCUGGGCUGCGCCGUGCUGGCCCCCCGCUGCGAGGACGGCCGGGCGCGCAGACCCUGCCGGCGCGUGUGUGAGGGCCUGCGCGAGGCCUGUCAGCCCGCCUUCGACGCGAUCGACAUGGCCUGGCCCUACUUCCUGGACUGCCGCCGCUACUUCGCACGCGAGGACGAAGGCUGCUACGACCCGCUGGAGAAGCUUCGGGGAGGCCUGGAGGCGGUUGAGACGCUGCCCUCGGGGCUGCCACCCACCUUCAUCCGCUUUGCCCACCACUCCUUCACGCAGAUGGCACGCGUGCUGAAGCGCACGGCCGCCCACUGCGCCCACGUGGCCAGGACCUACAGCAUUGGGCGCAGCUUCGACGGCAAGGACCUGCUGGUCAUCGAGUUCUCGGGCCGCCCGGGCCAGCACGAGCUGAUGGAGCCCGAGGUGAAGCUCAUUGGUAACAUCCAUGGCAACGAGGUGGCAGGACGGGAGAUGCUCAUAUACCUGGCCCAGUACCUGUGCUCCGAGUACCUGCUGGGCAACCCUCGCAUCCAGCGCCUGAUCAACACCACCCGCAUCCACCUACUGCCUUCCAUGAAUCCUGAUGGCUACGAGGUGGCAGCUGCCGAGGGCGCCGGCUACAACGGGUGGACGAGCGGGAGGCAGAACGCACAGAACCUGGACCUCAACCGCAACUUUCCGGACCUGACGUCUGAGUACUACCAGCUGGCGGCGGCCCGCGGCGUGCGCACCGACCACAUCCCCAUCCCGCAGCACUACUGGUGGGGUAAGGUGGCCCCCGAGACGAAGGCUAUCAUGAAGUGGAUGCGGACCACACCCUUCGUGCUCUCCGCCAGCCUCCACGGGGGCGACCUGGUGGUGUCCUAUCCCUUCGACUUCUCCAAGCACCCCCAGGAGGAGAAGAUGUUCUCUCCCACGCCCGACGAGAAGAUGUUCAAGCUGCUGGCCAGGGCCUACGCCGACGUCCACCCCAUGAUGAUGGACAGGUCGGAGAACAGGUGUGGGGGCAACUUCCUGAAGAGGGGGAGCAUCAUCAACGGGGCGGACUGGUACAGCUUCACGGGAGGCAUGUCCGACUUCAAUUACCUGCACAGCAACUGCUUUGAGAUCACGGUGGAGCUGGGCUGUGUGAAGUUCCCGCCCGAGGAAGCCCUCUACACACUCUGGCAGCACAAUAAGGAGUCGCUCCUGAACUUCGUGGAGAUGGUGCACCGGGGCAUCAAGGGUGUGGUGAUGGACAAGUUCGGCAAGCCGGUCAAAAACGCCCGCAUCUCAGUCAAAGGCAUCCGCCACGAUAUCACCACAGCCCCAGAUGGUGACUACUGGAGACUGCUGCCCCCAGGGUCCCACAUUGUCAUUGCCCACGCCCCUGGUUACUCCAAGGUCAUCAAGAAAGUCACCAUCCCCACCCGGAUGAAGAGGGCUGGCCGUGUAGACUUCAUUCUCCAGCCUCUGGGGACGGGCCCCAAGAAGUUCCAUCAGGGGAUUCGGAGGACUGGGCCUCACGACCCACUGGGCGGGGCUGGCCCCCGGGGGGAGCCCGCGGAGCCUGGCCUGGACCCCCUGGCGGCGCGCAGGCAGCCCUCGGGCGGCGGGAGUAAGCCCUGGUGGUGGUCUUACUUCACGUCUCUGAGCCCGCACAGGCCUCGCUGGCUGCUCAAAUACUAGCCUCGCCCCUGCCCAGAGGUGGAGACCCAGGCCCCGUCUGCGUCCUGCUCCUGGCUCUUGGUUUUGUCCGCACAGACGCCACACACAGCCGUUGCCGUUUUAUUAAAGUGUUUUUUAUCCAC
Carlito syrichta (Philippine tarsier) is the source of this 1996-nucleotide messenger RNA. RefSeq names its product carboxypeptidase Z (gene CPZ). Gene Ontology annotation, biological process: proteolysis. The coding region runs from base 321 to 1874 and encodes 517 amino acids. NCBI's taxonomy places the organism in Eukaryota, Metazoa, Chordata, Mammalia, Primates, Tarsiidae. The record is from RefSeq and is a predicted model, not a curated record. The transcript has 10 exons. Gene Ontology annotation, molecular function: zinc ion binding; metallocarboxypeptidase activity.